Molecule: messenger RNA, 1491 nt
Organism: Phialemonium atrogriseum
Lineage: Eukaryota; Fungi; Ascomycota; Sordariomycetes; Cephalothecales; Cephalothecaceae
Product: FAD/NAD(P)-binding domain-protein
Exons: 1
Coding region: 215-1480 (421 amino acids)
Molecular function (GO): FAD binding
Source: RefSeq, a predicted model, not a curated record
AUACUGGAUCGGGUUUCACGGACCCGAGCUCGGCCGCCCAGUCAACAACCGGCUGCCUCUGGCCCGACGCUGCUCAUAGAAAUGUGUACAUAUCUCUCCCCAAUACUUCCCAGUCUAUAUCAUCCACCUGUCUCCUCGUCCUCUGUACAAACAUUUAACUUGCAAGAAGCGCCUCUCGUUGUACAGUACAGUACAUCCCAACAACACAAAUCCAAUGUCUAAGCUAAAGGUCCUCAUCGUGGGCGCCUCCAUCGCAGGCCCGACGGCGGCCUACUGGCUCGCCAAAGCUGGAGCAAGCGUCACCAUCAUCGAGCGCUUCCCAAAUAUGCGCACCAACGGACAGAACAUCGACAUCCGCACCGCCGGCGUCACCGUAAUGCGCAAGAUGCCGGGGAUGGAGGCGGCCGUGCGAGCCAAGACGAUAGACAUAGAAGGCAUCAGCGUCGUCCGCGACGACGGCCGGCCAUACGGGACUAUCAGGGCCACCGGGAAUCCCGACCAGCAGUCGUUCGUCUCCGAGUUCGAAAUCUUCCGCGGCGACCUGGCGCAGAUCCUCUUCGACCUGACCAAGGACAAUGAGAACAUCAACUAUGUCUUUGGCGAGCAGGUCACCUCGAUACAGCAAAACGAACAGGACGACGGGCCCGUCACCGUCGAGUUCGCGAACGGCUUCCCCACUUCGGAAUACGACCUUGUCGUUGCCUGUGACGGUGCGACCUCGAGGACUCGAGCGAUAGGUCUCGGCUGCGGUGUCCGGGACCACAUCAGACCGACGAACUGCUGGGCGGCUUUCUUUUCCAUCGAACAAGAUCUUCUCAAGGGAAGUAAGAUGGGACACGCAUACAGCGCCCCGGGGGGCCGCUUUGUCGUUGUUGGAUCCGAUCCAUCGGGCGGGAGUCGAGUGACGCUGAUGAGUAUUCACCCGCGCGAUGACCGCGACGCCACGCUGCCGUUCCGCGAGGCCAUGAAGCAGGGAGACGAUGCGCUCAAGCGGUUUGUAGCCCAGCACUACAAGGGAGCCGGCUGGAAGACCGACGAGGUGGUCGAGGGCGUGAUGGACUCACGAGACUUCUACGCCAACGAGAUUGUCCAGGUCAAGACCCCGAGCCUGUACAGAGGACGCUUUGUUUUGGUUGGUGACGCGGGCUACGCACCGAGCUUGACUGGUGGCGGUACGACUCUCGCCAUCGCCGGCGCCUACGUGUUGGCGGGCGAGGUCGGCAAGCAUAAAGGCAAUCUUGCGGCAGGACUCAGGGGCUACGAAGAGCAAAUGAGGCCAAUCAUCGAUGAUCUGCAAAAGAUUCCACCGCUUGUUCCGACCAUCUUUGCGCCGCAGACGGUUUGGGGGAUAUGGCUGCGAAACAAUAUUUUUGCUUUCAUCGCUUGGACCAGGAUCUUGGAAUUCGUUCAGAAGUACUUCGCCAGCUCCUUUGCCAGCGCUGAUAGAUACGGGCUGCCGGAUUAUGAAUGGGUGGCUUGAAAGCAUCGCAC